UCUCUCUCCACAGUGUGCGCAUGUACCGCUACUCUAAACACUACAUCCACUCCAAGAUGGCGUUAACACGGCUGUCCUGCGUUCUGGCUCUGCUCUCUCUGCACUGCUAUGUCAGCAUCUUGGCAGUGACAUUGAGAACCACAAACAGCGCACCCUGGGCCAACGAGUUUGAGUCGAUCGAGCUGUCCUGCCUGAUAGAGUCCAUCUCCACAACCCGCCCCAGAAUAGAAUGGAAGAAGAUAAAGAACGGAGAACCGAGUUACGUCUAUUUCGGGAAUGAAAUAGCAGGUGAUUUGGUGAAAAGAGCGCAUAUUCGAGAGCCUGCAACGUUAGUUAUUUUUAACGCAACGAGAGCAGACACCGCACAUUAUCGCUGUGAAGUCACCGCCCCCGACGACCAGAAAACCUUUGAUGAGGUUCUGAUCAAUCUCAACAUAAGAGUAAAACCAGUGAUUCCAACAUGCGCCGUGCCCAAGUCCGUCCCAGUGGGGAAAUCGGCCGAGUUGUCCUGUGUGGAGCACGAGGGAUUCCCCAAAUCCCAGUACCAGUGGUUCCGCAACAAGGAGGAGAUCCCACUGGACCCUAAGAGCAGCCCCAAGUUCUUCAACUCGUCCUACGUGCUGAACGGGGAUACGGGAACGCUGAAAUUCAGCGCCGUGAGGAAAGAGGAUGCUGGGCAGUACUACUGCAGAGCGAAAAACGAGGCCGGAGUCUCUGAGUGUAACCCGCAGAUGAUGGAAGUCUACGACAUUAACAUUGCUGGCAUCAUUCUGGGCGUGCUGGUGGUAGUGGUGGUUCUCUUGUGUAUAACAGUGGGCAUCUGCUGCGCAUACAGAAGAGGAUAUUUCGCCACUCAGAAGCAGACGGGAAGCAAUUACAAAACUUCAGGGAAAGGGGACGGAGUGGAUUAUGUCCGAACAGAAGAUGAGGGGGAUUUCCGACACAAAUCCUCGUUCGUCAUCUGAGUCGGGGCGAGGCAGCGAGAAAGACACACAAACACAUUGGACAAAUGAGCGCAAUACCUCGCGGACACAGCAACCCCCUCCCAAUACACACACACACACACACACACACACACACGCACACAGACUGAAGAAAGACUCUUAGCUGCCACAGCUCGUGCCUUGCUUCACGGCACGUCUGCAACCACACAAUUUUACAUUUUUGCCAAAGGUGAUAAUUUCUUACAGUUAAUUUUUUUUCCACUGUUUCCAGCUAGAAACAUUAUUCUCUGUUACUCUCUACUAGUUAUUAGUUUCUCUGGCAGAUUUUAUAUUAUUAGUCAGGGAAUUAAUUGAAUAGUAUUAUUUUUAUUUUAGUUUUUUGGGCUCCUACUUUUUGACACCUUUUAUCACUGAAAAAAAAAAGAAUCUGCUUAUUUCUAACUUAGUAACUCCGCAGCUAAGAACUUUCUGAACUUUCUGAAGCUUCAUUCAGUUCACACUUCAGAGAAAAACGUUUCUAUUGUGAGCAAACAUCUUGAUUUCAAUGGUGUGUUGUUUAUAUAUAACUUUUGUUAUAUAUAAUAUAUUUUUGAUGGAAUAUAUUUUGAAAUGCCUAUAGAAAAAAAAAGGGUUUACUUUUUUAAAUAUUUGUAAUCACUAACAUGGAAGCCAGUAUUUUAUUUUAUUUUUUUUUUUAGACCAAUCUGGUGUUCAAAAAGAAUGGAACCACUUUAAUCAUCUUAACCACUUUAUAGCCGACCAUUCUUAUAAAUUUGUAUAAAUAUAGUAGGACACUUGACCUUUCAACAUGUAGUUCUGCUAUUUUGAUUUUCAGUAGCAUAUCCAGUUAUAUUAGUUUUCAGAGGUCUUACAUUAUUACUUACUUUACUGCUGGUGGGAUCGAAAUAGUGUUAGUGUUAAGGUUCCAUGUUAACGUUUGUAGAUAGUGUUAAACAAUAUUAGGAUCUUUCUUUUUAAAAUAAAAUAAAAAAAUAACCCAACAGAGAGCUGGUCAACACUGUAAACAGCCUGUGCUGUGUAUCCUUGAUUUUAAGUGUCCUUUCUCUGCCUGUUGUUCGACUGUUGUACAUAGUGAAUAUACUGUCCAGGUUUCUUUUCUUUUUUCUUUCUUUCUUUUUCUUAUUCUUUUCUUUUUUUCAAUUUGAGGAAUAUUCUCAGUAUUACUUUUUUUAUUUUUUAUUUUGAUUAAACAGGGUUUUUAUGUUGGCUAACAGAAAGCUGUGCUGGUUGUACAUAUAUAUUAUUUCCCAUCCUGGCAAUAAACAGAAGUGGUCAGUUAGGUUAAAAUGUGAAGCAUCCAGACGCAGGCAAAUAUGACACUCUUUCCAUGGUUCAGAGAGGAAGAUCUGUACAGGCCUGUCUAUACCAAGUUGGAUUUAUUUCUUUUUUUUUUUCUUGUUUUUUUUUUUGUUUGUUUGUUUAGUCUGACCUUCACAGCAUGAAGGUCUGGGACAUUUUUAUUUUGCCUUUUGUGCUCUGUAAACAAAUUUACAAGACCCUUUCUUUACUUUCCUUAGAAAAGCUUUUAUAUUUUAUAUAUGUAAGCAUUUAUAUUCUGCUCUGAACAACGGGAGCUGUUCUGAUGCCAUCUUAAUGCUGAUAUUAGCUAUCACUUUUAGCACUGUGUUUAAACAAUCCGUGCCCGAGCACGCUUACGUCACUCAGUGCAUCACUUUCCGGCUUUCCGGUGUUGUGCCAAGUUCAGCACCCCCACCAUGAAAAGCGCCCUCUCUCAGGAGCGUGUCUUUUUGUUAAAAGUGGAGAUGAUCCACUUUAACUUACUUAGAAAUGCUAGUCGAAAGUAAUAGUUAGUUCAGUCACAGUUACAUACAUAGUGACAUAGCACGCGCUCCCAAGAGGGGGUGCUUUUCCUGGCUGGGGUGCUGAAUUCAGCACAACACCACCAUGUUUGUUACAGGAUCUUGUACCAUGCAAGUGAACAAUAAAGUGAACCGUGCCCGAGCUGACUCUUCAGAUUUUCCUAGUGGGAAAUCAGGGAGCAUAUAGGAGCAUUCCAAUUCAAAUUUAUCAUCUAGGAACGAGAAAAUUCCCACAUCCGAGCUCAGGUGUAUCAAAUGUACAGGAGCAAAACAACUAUAAAAUGCUUCAUCUGAAAAAUAUAAGAAGAUUCGCAGUCAGUUUCAGACUCGUUUUAUUUUCGUUUGAUUUUUUUUUUUUUUUUUUUUUUUUUUAACUCAUUUGAUUUCAUAAAUGUACGAGUUUUUAUUUUUUAAUCAAUAAAAA
Messenger RNA from Astyanax mexicanus (Mexican tetra), 3209 nucleotides. RefSeq names its product junctional adhesion molecule 3b (gene jam3b). The transcript is spliced from 9 exons. Gene Ontology annotation, molecular function: protein homodimerization activity; protein heterodimerization activity. Bases 21 to 965 code for a protein of 314 amino acids. Gene Ontology annotation, biological process: cell adhesion; angiogenesis. The record is from RefSeq and is a predicted model, not a curated record. Lineage: Eukaryota; Metazoa; Chordata; Actinopteri; Characiformes; Acestrorhamphidae.